This is a messenger RNA of Sorghum bicolor (sorghum), 351 nucleotides long. RefSeq lists its product as uncharacterized. The transcript has 4 exons. NCBI's taxonomy places the organism in Eukaryota, Viridiplantae, Streptophyta, Magnoliopsida, Poales, Poaceae. The record is from RefSeq and is a predicted model, not a curated record. The coding region runs from base 1 to 351 and encodes 116 amino acids.
AUGGGGGGAGAUCUCAGAAAGGCUGUGUCAGAUGAGCACAAGAGGUUUCUACAUGACUUGGUUUGGAUACAUGAAGAGGAAAAGGUGCCGAUUGAUACAGAUGAAGGAGAAAUCAUCUGCAAUCUGAUUUCAGUCCAUGCUGGCCUAGAGAGGACCAUAGAUUUGAAUGAGCAGCUUAGAGUUUUGAGAACUAGAGACACAAGGGUGCCAAAGGUUCAAAUGUUUAGUGGGCGGCAAGAUGUUUGGGACACACCCAAGGAUCUGACUGGCAAGCAGACUGUCAUUGUAAGUGGCCACCACGGGAAGCUCCACAUCGGCAGUCUCCGAUUCAAUGGUGGUUAUGAAGACUAA